GUCAGUACAGUGCUGUACCACCUCCUCAAGCUACACAGGCAAAAAAAGGCCUUGCCAAGGCUCCUGCAAAGAAGACUGAGAGCAGUGACUCUUCCGACAGUAGUGAUGAGGCAGAGCAAGUGACCCCAAAGGGAGGAGCAGGCAAAACAGUAGUAGCUAAAACAAUCCCUGGCCCCAAAACCAAAGUUGUGGCUACCAAGAAGGCUGAAUCCAGUUCUGACAGUGACUCAGAUUCUAGCUCUGAAGAUGAUAAGAAGAAAGUAGGGAGUAAGCUUCCAGCUAAACAACCUGUGAUGAAGAAUACUUCCAAACCAGCAAAAGUAGCUGUGAAGCCAGGACAAGCAAAGAAAGACUCCAGUUCUUCCUCAGACAGCUCAGAUUCUGACAGCUCUGCCAAGAAGGCCCCUGUGAAGCCCACAACUAAAGCAGCAACCCCUGCAAUAAAGAAACCACAGGCUGCCACAAAGAAGGCACAAAGUAGCUCUGAUUCAGAUAGCAGCUCCAGCAGCUCUGAGGAUGAGAAGAAGAAGAAAGAAACGCCAGCUAAAUUAGCUGGCAAAGUGAGUAAGCCAGUGUCCAAAUCUUCUACCCCAGCUCCCAAAGCAAGCACUUCUGACUCUGAUAGCUCAAGCAGUGAAGAAGAAAAGAAGCCAGCAGUGAAACCACCCAGCAAAUCUACAGGGGCAGCAAAAGCAACUGUGGGGAAGAAGGCAGCUGCUUCUAGUAGUAGUAGCAGCUCAUCUGAUAGUUCCAGCGAAGAGGAUGAGAAGCCCAAAAAGGCAGGGAAAGGGGCACAGAACAGUUCUAAGACCACUGCCUCCACAGAGAAAGCAAAAGCAUCCACACCAGCAGCAAACAACCUGAAGUCCAAGCCAGCUGGUGGCAGCAGUAGCAGUAGUGAAAGCAGCUCUGAGGAAGAGACUGGAAAAGCCAAUGGAGGCACAAUCCCGAAGAAACAGAAGAGGGAAGAUGUUCAGGAGCCAGAGACACCACACAACAAAAAGGCAAAGAUCAAAGCCAAAACACCACACACAGUUCCCAAGGUGAAAAAGCAGGGCUCUCCAUUCCGCCGAGUAAGGGAAGAGGAGAUUGAGCUGGAUGCCCGUGUUGCUGAUAACUCAUUUGAAGCAAAGAAAGGAGCAGCUGGUGACUGGGGUGAGAAGGCUAACAAUAUCCUGAAGUUCACUAAGGGCAAAUCUUUCCGCCAUGAGAAGACAAAGAAAAAACGAGGCAGCUACCGUGGGGGCACUAUAUCAACCCAAGUCAAUUCCGUCAAGUUUGAGAGUGACUGA
Molecule: messenger RNA, 1292 nt
Organism: Antrostomus carolinensis (chuck-will's-widow)
Lineage: Eukaryota; Metazoa; Chordata; Aves; Caprimulgiformes; Caprimulgidae
Gene: NOLC1
Product: nucleolar and coiled-body phosphoprotein 1
Exons: 7
Cellular component (GO): nucleoplasm; nucleolus
Source: RefSeq, a predicted model, not a curated record